Molecule: messenger RNA, 2229 nt
Organism: Notolabrus celidotus (New Zealand spotty)
Lineage: Eukaryota; Metazoa; Chordata; Actinopteri; Labriformes; Labridae
Exons: 11
Coding region: 38-1444 (468 amino acids)
Source: RefSeq, a predicted model, not a curated record
GAUUUAUCAACGCUCAGAGACAGAACUGACCCAGUCUAUGGACAUGUUCCUGUUGAGCAUGACCAUUCUCUGCGUCUUAUUCGGUUCAUCAGUUACUCUUAUUACAAGUAAGGGGUGCGUUGGGAAAAGGUAUCUCUUUCCAUAUUCAUAUACUUCCCCUGCUUUCAAGGACCAGAUAUACUUCACUCCGAGCAAAGGGGGACCCAGGACCCUAAUUUUGGAUGGGAGUGUGGGAAAGGUACCUCGGCUUCAAGUUUCCAAAGCCUCUAUUUAUUUGACUGAUUUGACAGAAGAAGAUAAUGGAGUUUUUUCCAUAUCUUAUGGUCAUGAUUACCCAUUAGCAUAUGAUGUAAUCACACUGACUGUUUCAGUAUGUACUGACUCUGUCACCAAGACUUAUGGAGAAAGCUACUACUGUAAAAUUCCUCGGCAGGCUGAAUUCCUGGACUUUGCACCCCAUCUCAGUGAUACUCUGCCAAAAGUCCUGUGGAACAGCUCAGACCCUCAGACCAGUCUGGGAGGCAGAGGACAAGUUAGGGGUGAUUCUUGGGAGAUAAUCAGUGCCACCCAGGAAGACAGUGGUUACUACGAUUUCAGGGGAAAAGACAGAAAGCUGCUGUCCAGGACGCUGAUCAAAGUAGAAGGGAAAAUUCUAAGAAAUGAAAAGUAUGUGGGUGAGGUGCUCAUCAUCAGAUAUCCUUCAGCAGAUUCAGCCUGGACUGUAGAUGUUAAACUCGAGGAAGAGAGGAAAUACAUAAACCUGGUAAAUGCAGGCAUUGUGGUCACAGAGAGUAACCCAGAGGCCAGGGCAUUUAAUGGGAGAGUUCAUCUGUUACAUGAUGGCAUGCAGAUUACUCUUUUGGAAACCAGAGACUCUGGCACCUAUACAUUCAAAGACCCACAAAACAACCUAGGUCUGAUAGUGCUGCUGGAGGUACAGCCUGCUCCGACGUCUCCUAAAGCUCCUCUUUCUGCAUUGCUUAUUUUUGGCAUUGUUGUUGGAUACAUUUCUUUAACUGUUAUCUGCUUCUGCUGUGCGUGGAAAUGCUUUGAGAAAUGGAGGUCUUCUGAUAAUGCCCAGGCUGCUCAUCAGACUGAAACAGCACUUCCUGUGUAUUACCACAAUCAGAACCAAUCUUCAGGCCAGAGUCACUCUUACCAGCCAGUGCCUCUGGGUGCUUAUGGAGACACUGCAGCUUACUCCUUUGAGCCACCAGACUACGACACAGUGAUGAACAGCCUGCAGCCUGAGGUUGAACCUUUGGGAGGUCAAGGAGGCACUCCAGCACCUUCACUCGGCUCUGAUUGUCUUUCCUCAGACCCUGGGCCGAGGUUUGAGUUGACAGGACUGACCGGCCCCUCUGCUCCCCCCCUCAGUUCAGACUCAACUGCCUGUGGUGUUUAUUCCUCAGACAAACUCAACUAUCUGUCUGGAGCACUGUGAAAACUCAAGUGAGAUCAAGUCAGCGUUGUGCCUUAUGAGCAAAUUGAACACAGACAUUUCAGUCCUUCAAUGAACUGUGAUAUCAGCCUAUGUUUGAUAUCCACACAUACGAGAAUAAGUUCCUACAAACCUGCUUAGUGGCAUUAAGAAGUGCAUUUAAAACAAGGGCCAUGUAUGAAUGUAUCUAAAUGACUUUUAUUUUUACAUUAUAAGAAGUGAUGUGACAUUCGUAUUUGUUUGAUUUCUGAGUCUCAGUUUCUUUUGAAAGUUGUUUUUAUGAAAAAUCACGCAAUAAUUAAAUCAAUGUAACAUGUUUUAUAUGAGACAGCUAUCUCUGUGCACUGAAAUUAAAUAUGAGUAAUUAUACAUUAGCUUUACAUUUCAAAAAAGAUUUAAAAAGUAUGUGGUAUGGUGUCACUAAGUAAAAUAAAGAUAAGAGAGGAAAUGAAUCCACAGGAAAUUCAGACCAUGGAUGCUUCAGGGUCCGCCUAUGGCCCUUCUAUACAUAAAGCAUAGCCAUGGGGUAAGUAUAAAACAUCUUGACUAUGUGGGAAGUGAUCCUAUAAUGUCACUUCAGAAAAGCAUGUGAAGCCUUUUAUAGCACUUUUUGCAAAGUUUCUGGAUGCUGUUCAAUUUGAGCCUUAAAAAGGGACUGUAAUCAUGUCUACCCACAGUGCCAUGACAUAGCCUACAUAGACCUAGAUGUACAACAUAACUUAGAGUUUGGGUUUGUGUAAUUUCAUUAUAAUUGUGUAUUUUGGGUCAUUAAAAUACUGACAUGACAA